This is a messenger RNA of Ctenocephalides felis (cat flea), 957 nucleotides long. RefSeq names its product probable arginine--tRNA ligase, mitochondrial. Bases 1 to 957 code for a protein of 318 amino acids. The record is from RefSeq and is a predicted model, not a curated record. Gene Ontology annotation, molecular function: arginine-tRNA ligase activity; ATP binding. Gene Ontology annotation, cellular component: mitochondrion. Lineage: Eukaryota; Metazoa; Arthropoda; Insecta; Siphonaptera; Pulicidae. The transcript has 4 exons. Gene Ontology annotation, biological process: arginyl-tRNA aminoacylation; mitochondrial translation.
AUGCCUGGUAGAAUUAAAAGCUUGUUAAGCGAACAGGUUAUAGAGCAUUUAAGAAAAACCGGUUUAAAUCACCCACAGGCUUCCAUAGCACCUUUUAUACAAAUAGGUGCUUACAAAAACAACUGUAUAGAGCUCCAAAUACCUUUAAAUAAACUUCAGCAUCAAAAUUUUGAUAAUUUUGCCAAAACCGAUUUGUUUUAUGAUGUGCAUAUAAACACACAAGUGAAAUAUCCUUAUGUGUGCUUCAAAACAAGCACUAAAUACUUUAUAAAACACACAUUAAACCUGCAGUCUCAAUUAUACCUCCGCAGGCCUAAAACAGGGCACGAUGUAAUACGGUUGAACUAUUUAGGUGACUGGGGCACUCAGUUCGGUUUCCUUAAACUCGGUGUGGACUUAUUGAAUAUAAACGAUGAUGAAAUGCUUAGCACAGAAGAUUCUACUAUCAGUGAUAGGGCUCGUGAGGUUUUUGCACGUUUGGAACAAGGUGGUGCUGAGGAUAUGGAAAAAUGGCAUUUGUAUCGGACGUAUACUGUUGAUGAGUUGAUUCAAGUGUAUAAAAGACUCAAUGUGGAGUUCCAGGAGUACCAUUGGGAGUCCAUGUACGAUCGUAAAAGCUUACACGAUGUUAUUAAGUUAUUAGAAACCAAAAACAUCCUCAAAACAUCCCCUGAUGGUAAAAAAUAUGUAGAACUAUUUAACCGUAAUGUAACUGUUAUCAAGAGCGAUGGGUCAUCCCUAUAUUUAUCCCGGGACAUUGCAGCAGCCCUAGACAGACACACAAAGUACAACUUUGAUAAUAUGUAUUACAUUGUGGAUAAUGCCCAAACGGAUCACUUCGUAGCCCUGUUUGAGACUUUGAAACAAAUCGAUACAAGUUUGUAUGAAAAGUGUAAACAUGUAAAGUUUGGUCGUAUCAGAGGAAUGAGUACGAGAAAGGGGGAUGUUGUUUUUUGA